This is a messenger RNA of Oryzias latipes (Japanese medaka), 3853 nucleotides long. Its product is annotated as E3 ubiquitin-protein ligase RNF31. Lineage: Eukaryota; Metazoa; Chordata; Actinopteri; Beloniformes; Adrianichthyidae. Gene Ontology annotation, molecular function: linear polyubiquitin binding; K63-linked polyubiquitin modification-dependent protein binding; K48-linked polyubiquitin modification-dependent protein binding. Gene Ontology annotation, biological process: protein linear polyubiquitination. Gene Ontology annotation, cellular component: LUBAC complex. The record is from RefSeq and is a predicted model, not a curated record.
UAUUGGCACAAAUAUGACUUUAAAGUCGCGAUCUAAGGUUUACAGUCGUUGGAUUUUAUUCUGAAAAUCGGUAACGGAAGCGGAAGUGGAAAAUGCAACGUCAUACUGUGUUUUCUACUAUUCCUCUAGCUUCAAAGAGUUGAAAUGUCAAAUUUGUGACUUAAAACAAUUUAUUUGGAUUUAGGAAACGGUAAAAUCUUGCUUUUUGUCCCCGGAAGGGAAACGCGUGUCUGGGCUGAACCCCAGGAACUGCAGCGCAGCAUCCGUCAUGGAGGAAGUGAGGAGGAGAGCUCAGGCGCUCCUGUCCUCCUCAGGCUCGGCUCAGGAGGUGAAGACUCAGGUCCAGAUCCUGGCCAGCAUGUCUCUGCCUCUGAGGGAGAAGUACCAGCUGCUGAGGGCAGAGGCCAUGCUGCAGGAGAACACUGCCGGCUGCAGCACACGGGAGGCCCUGGACUGUCUGAGUAGACUGGUCAAAGCCUUAGGAGUCCUGGAGAAGUACGGUUGCAACCUGACCACCCCGACCCGGCCCAGAUACUGGAGGAGCGUCAAGCACAACAACCCGGUCUUCAGAACCACGGUGGACGCCAUCAAAGGAGGCCGGAAAGUCCUUCAUCUCUACGGAUACACCAACCAGCAGGUAGACGGCCUGAGUUUUCCCGACGAUGUCGGCGAACCGGUCGCUGAAAAGGUGGCUGCAGUGACGCUGGAGGUGAUGAUGCUGCGCACAGAGGUGGACAUGCUGGUGAAGGACGUGCACCCCCACCCCGAACUCUUCAGAGACAUCGUCCCGUGUCUCACCCAGCAGGUCGGUGCGCAUUCCAGCAGCCAUGCAGGCAGUUCAGGAACAUCUUUAACUGAUACGAUGCUGAAAAGUGGGAGCGAGCCACAGGUGGAAGCUCCGGUUGCUCCAGAGGAGAAACCGCCGCCGCCCAAAGCUGAUCUGCAGGCGGAGUUUGCGGAGCUGAAGUUAGACUCCUCCAGCGACUGCGGUUUGUGCGGCAUGACGUCCUCUGUCCUUUGUUCGUCCUGCAACGGCCGCGCUUUCUGUGACACGUGCAACGACCUCUUCCACCGCCACCCCUCCAGAGCCAGCCACCAGAGAACCCAGAGAAAGGACCCCACCCAAGAGUCCUGCAUCAUCUGUGGCAUUUCUUCUGCCCACGUCCAGUGCUCCACCUGUGUCCAGAAGCUGUGCGUCAACUGCGACAAGCUCUUCCACACCCACCCUGACCGCCGAGGACACAGCAGGACCGCCAUUGGUCCGAACAAGGCAUGCAGCUCAUCUCCAUCAUCAUGGGAGUGCGCCCACUGCACCACGGUGAACGAUAUGCGAGCUGUCCUCUGCACAACCUGCGAUCGCCCUCGACUCGCCACGGCCGCGCCUAUUGUGCAAGACGGCUCUGUGUCUGCCCCCACGUCCCCGAACUCAGAAUGGCAGUGCAAGAGCUGCACCGUCCUGAACCAAGGCAGCAGCAUCCUCUGCGAGGUGUGCGAGCGCCCUCGCCUGGCCACGCGCCCGCCAGUCCCGCCGGUCCUGACGAGUCCCGGAUCUGUGUCAGACAGCGGAGCAAAGUGGACGUGUCAGUUCUGCACCUUCGUCAACACCAGGCCGUCAGCGCUCUGUGAGAUGUGCGGGCUGUCCUGUAAGGACUCUGCUGCCGUGUCUCUGCCGCAGUCUCUCCACCAGACGCCAUCCGUCCCGAAGAAGGCGCUUUCUCCAGGGGAGAAGCCGCAGCCGAAGCCCAGAGUUACCAUGGAGCUGAAGCGGCAGAAGAAGAUGAUGGAGGACGGACUCGCUCUCAUCCAGCAGAUCAGGGAAGCUGAGAAGCGCGGCGUGAGCCCAGAGGAGGUGUACGCCGCCCGCUUCCUGUGUGGCGGCAGCAACGUCAACCCCUGUGACUGGCUGACGUCGGAGCUUCCUCACCUGCUGGAUGAGGUCUGCGCCAUGGCAGCGUCGGUCCAGCUCAGCAGCCAGGCAGGCGGCACCGGGGCGCGCUCUGUGGUGGAUGGAGACGGAUGUGAGGCGCAGCAGGACGCAGCCGCCGAAGGCGUGAGGAUGUCCAGAGCAGAGGCCAAGCUGGCGUGGUUGGCAGCAGGAGGAGACACCGAGCGAGCCGCCAGACAGAUGCUAAGAGAUCGGAAGGUUAAGAUGAAGGAGCUCCACUCUCUGGGCUUUCGGGAUGUGGCUCAGUGUGAGGAGGCCCUGCGGCAGAGCGGGGGCCAGGUGAAGGGGGCCCUGUCCCUGCUGCAGCGCCCUCUGCUGGAGUCGUUCCACCAACGCAUCUGGACCGACCAGUCCGAACCACAGAUCGAUCCCAGAGCCCCAGACAAGCAGAGGAUGUGCAGACGUCUACUGGCGUUGUACGAUUUGCCCAGCUGGGGGCGCUGUGAGCUGGUGCUGUCUCUGCUCCUGGAGCCGGACGUCAGUUACUCCCUGGAGGACGUGGUCCAUGCCGUGAAGGAGUCACAUGACAAAGACUUCAUCCGGCGUCUGCUGAACAACGAAUGCCCCAUCUGUCUGAGCAUCUUCCCCCGCAGUAAGAUGCAGUCGCUGACCUCCUGCCAGUGCUCCGUCUGCCACGAGUGUUUCAGUCAGCACUUCACCGUGGCCAUCAGGGACAAACACAUCCGCGACAUGGUGUGUCCCGUGUGCGGCGAGCCCGACAUCAACGACCCCCAGCAGCUGGACAGCUACUUCUCCACGCUGGACAUCCAGCUGCGCGACUGCCUGCUGCACGACGUCUACGAGUUGUUCCACAAAAAGCUGACGGAGCACACGCUGAUGAAAGACCCCAAGUUCCUGUGGUGCUGCCAUUGCACCUCUGGGUUUAUCAACGAUGGAGACCAGCUGAAGGUCACCUGCCUCUCAUGCCACAAGAGUUUCUGCGCCAAAUGCAAGAAGGCGUGGGAGCCCCAACACCAGGACGUCUCCUGUGAGCAGUUCCAGCAGUGGAAGAGGGACAACGACCCGGAGUACCAGAAGCAGGGCCUGGCUGGUUACCUGAGAGACAACGGCAUCACCUGUCUCCAGUGCGGCUUCCAGUACGCGCUAACCAAGGGCGGCUGCAUGCACUUCACCUGCUCCCAGUGCAGGUACCAGUUCUGCAGCGGCUGCAACAACCCGUACCACAAGACUGCGUGCAAAGCUCCUCAGUGCAGUUACCCCGGUCUGCACGCCCACCACCCUCGGGACUGCCUCUUCUACCUGCGGGACUGGGAUGCGGCUCGGCUGCAGGCGCUGCUGCAGAGGAACAGAGUCGGCUACAACACGGAUCCGUCCAGCGGGGCUCAAACGGACGCCUGCGGCGUGAUGGAGCAGAAAGACGAGGGCGGGCAGCAGGUGGACUCUCCCUGCGGCGUCCAAACGCAGCCGGGUCAGGCGGGACUCUGCGACAAACACUACAGAGAGUACCUGGUGAGUCUGAUCAACGCUCACUCCCUGGAUCCUGCGCCGCUCUACCAAAGCCAGGAGCUGACCCGGGCCUGUGAGCGCUACCAGGUGGACACGCAGAGGGCAGAGGCGGAGGACGACAACGACUACCACGCCCGCCUGCUGAAGAAACUGAUGGAGGUUCCUCUGGGAGAGAAAGUUCCUCGAAAAACAUGAAGAAACGCAGCGGAAGUGGCAUCAGCUUGAGUUUUGUGUCUGUGAUGGAGGAUUGUCUCCCCUCACUGACGGCGUUUGCUCUUCUGUGGUCGUGUCUCGGCUUCAUGCCACGAAUCAUUUUCAUCUUUGAAGAUCUGAUCGUUCCGAUUUGACUGUCUAACCCGCUCAAUAAAAAUCAGGUGGAACCAUGAUUGUAGUUUCUUUAAAAUGUUGGAUUGACCUGAAUAAACCUGAAGUGAGAUUAUC